AUGUCCACCGGCAGUAGCUGGGACGAGGGCUCGAAAACGAACAAUCCGGCCUCGUCACCGUCCGAUACAGCCACGGUGCAGACAAGUUCGACCAAGUGCGGCGGAAGUUGCGACGAUCCGGCCUCCUCGCCGGUGACGAUGGAGGACGGUGUAGCGUGUCUGUCGAUCAAGGCUGAAGAUGAACUGGAACAGCAACAGCAGCAACAGCGAUCGUACCAUUGCGGAUGGUUUGCGAUUCGACCGAAAUGGAUGGCUCGCUUCAUGACGCCCAAGUGGGCCCUCUUUUGGCUUUGCUGGGCCGGUGCAGUGCAGGGCCUCGUCGUCAACGGUUUCAUAAACGUUGUCAUCACGACCAUCGAGCGGCGAUUCGGACUACGCUCAACCCAGACGGGCCUGGUGGCCAGUGGCUACGAUAUCGCGUCCUUUCUGUGCCUGGUGCCGGUAUCGUACUUUGGUGGACGGCUCGGGGCCUCGAAACCACGCUGGAUUGGGUGGGGUGUAGCGGUGAUGGGCCUCGGGGCGUUCGUCUUCGCCCUGCCACAUUUCCUCGUGGGUCCUUACCGGGCGACUACCUCGGACCAGAAUGUGUGUGUUGUGGCUUCACUACUGGCCAACGGGACGAGCGGUUCGGUGGAAGCCCUCACGGAGCUCACGGGAUGUGGCCACGAUACGGUUUCGCCGACGGCAAACGGUGGCCAUGUUCCGGCACCGGAUAGCGAAAACCUGUCCUGGAAUGUGUGGUUCUUCUUCACCGCCCAACUGCUGCUGGGAGCUGGAGCAUCGCCUCUGUACACUCUCGGCGUCACGUACAUCGACGAGAACGUCUCGAAGAAGAUGUCUUCCGUGUAUCUAGGUAUUUACUACACAAUGGCGGUUGUUGGACCAGCUGCCGGCUACGUCAUCGGUGGACAGUUGCUGCUCUUCUACACCGACAUGUUCGUCGUCGAUGCUACCACGCUAGGUCUAACGCCGCACAGCAAGGUGUGGGUUGGAGCCUGGUGGAUUGGGUUUGUGUUCAUGGCCGCCUUCUGCCUGCUGCUGGCCAUUCCCAUCCUGGCGUAUCCUUCCGCCCUGCCCGGGUCGGAAAAGCUCCAGAAGGUGUCCGAAGCACACCGAGGUGACGAUGGUGAUGGCGAACGACGUCAGGAGACGUUCACCAAGAUCAAGCAAAUUCCGAGAGCGCUCUUAGCUCUGUUACGCAACCCGACUUUCUUCUUCCUGAACCUGGCUGGCGCCUCCGAGGGGCUAGUCAUUUCUGGCUUCGCCGUCUUCCUACCGAAGUUGAUCGAGAACCAGUUCAGCGUGACUGCGGUCUGGUCGGCACUGCUCAUGGGAAUUAUCACAGUUCCAGCCGGUGGGGGUGGAACGUUUCUUGGCGGUUACCUCGUGAAAAAGCUGCAUCUCUCCUGUUCGGGAAUUAUCAAGUUCUGCCUAUUUGCGACCAUCUUCGCCGCUCUGUUCACCGUGUGUUUCUUCCUAUCCUGCCCAAACCUGACAUUCGCGGGUGUGACGGCGCCCUAUUUCCCGCACGAGAACCUCGACGGUCCUUAUGCCCACUCAACGGAACCUCGUGAUCUCUACUACCUACCUAAACACCUUGAGAACGCUUGCAAUGACCGAUGCGCGUGUAGCCGGCGAAAUUACGAGCCAAUAUGUGGUGCAGAUGGAGUGAUGUACUACUCGCCAUGUCACGCUGGUUGUGGCGAAGAGAUCAACCUGGAGAACGCCAAGGUGUACCGGGAUUGCACCUGCAUAAAUGCAACGUUCCACGGGGAUGCAAGUCCGCAGAUGUACGGAGGUGGUAGCUAUGAUGCGGUCAACACCAUGUGCCAGUCACAGUGUGGUCACUUAUGGAUGUUUGUGGCACUCUGCUUCCUUGUGAUGUUCUUCACCUUCCUCGCCACGAUGCCGGCCCUAUCGGCGACACUACGGUGCGUUCAUGAUGACCAACGCUCGUUCGCCCUUGGCAUCCAGUGGAUCAAGGUCCGCGUGUUGGGAACCAUCCCGGCGCCGAUGAUCUUCGGCCGGUUAAUCGACGAAACGUGCAUCCUAUGGCAGGAGUCGAGCUGUGACGAUCACGGGGCCUGUUUGGUUUACGAUAACGCCUUCAUGAGCAAGUACAUGCUGUUGCUGGCGCUGAUCGGGAAGGCCUGUUCGAUCCUGUUCUUUUUCGGAGCCUGGUUUUAUUACAUCCCACCCAAAGCGGUCACCAACGGCGAUACGCAUCAGCGGGACUCCGGUGAGUCGAAACCUACCGUGAAUGGGCAUAUCGCCGUAACUGGAACGGUAGAGAAAUAUUGAGAAUCUCGUCAAAACGCUCCAGAAUUCAUGAAGCUCAGACACAGCCAGUGUCUCGCUCAAGUCAUACGUAGUCUUAAG
This is a messenger RNA of Anopheles nili, 2379 nucleotides long. It is a transcript of the gene Oatp26F, whose product is annotated as solute carrier organic anion transporter family member 4A1. NCBI's taxonomy places the organism in Eukaryota, Metazoa, Arthropoda, Insecta, Diptera, Culicidae. Gene Ontology annotation, cellular component: membrane. Gene Ontology annotation, molecular function: protein binding. Bases 1 to 2301 code for a protein of 766 amino acids. Gene Ontology annotation, biological process: transmembrane transport; sodium-independent organic anion transport. The record is from RefSeq and is a predicted model, not a curated record. The transcript has 7 exons.